This is a messenger RNA of Vombatus ursinus (common wombat), 1887 nucleotides long. RefSeq names its product tripartite motif containing 15 (gene TRIM15). NCBI's taxonomy places the organism in Eukaryota, Metazoa, Chordata, Mammalia, Diprotodontia, Vombatidae. The record is from RefSeq and is a predicted model, not a curated record. Gene Ontology annotation, molecular function: zinc ion binding; protein binding. The coding region runs from base 1 to 1410 and encodes 469 amino acids. The transcript has 7 exons.
AUGCCCUCAACCCCCUCCCUGCAGACAAUUCAUAAAGGGGUGUAUUGCCCCAUCUGUACCGGCCCCCCUGAGGACCCAGUGACUUCCCCCUGUGGACAUAUCUUCUGCAGAUCCUGCCUCAAGCCACCCUCACCGAUGGGUGCCAACCCCUCUAGGCUGUGUCCAAUCUGCAUGGAGAAGAGGCAACCAGAGGUCCUCCAGCCCCGGGUCUGCGCCACAGAGAACAUUAAGAUCCUGGGCCAAAUAGGAGAGACUCACUGUGAUGAGCACGGUGAAAAAAUUUACUUCUUCUGUGAGAAUGAUGGGGAGUUCCUUUGCGUGCUCUGCCGGGAGAGUUCCAAUCACCAGGCUCAUGCUGUGGUACUCCUGGAUGAAGCCACUCAACCCUACAGGGAACGACUCCGGAGUAGAUUAGAGGUCCUUCGAGUGGAGAAAGAAGAAAUGGAGGGCAUGAAAUGUCGGGAAGACCAGAAGCUCCAGGUGCUAUUGACCCAGAUUGAAUCCAAGAAGCAGCAGAUGGAAGAGGCAUUUGAACAGUUGCAGCAAGUACUUGGGGAGCAACAGCGCCUUCUCCUGGAUCAGCUGGGGAAACUAGAAAAAGAAAUCUGGAAGGAGAGAGAUCAUUAUAUUGCCAAGAUCUCUGAACAGAUUGCCCAUCUUGGUGCUCACAUAAAGGAGUUAGAGGGGAAGUGCCAACAGCCAGCAAGUGAGCUCCUAAAGGAUGUCAGAAUGACUCUGAACAGGUAUGAGAAGGGGACAUAUAUCAGUCCAGAACCUAUUUCUCCUGGCCUCGUGAGAAAGAUUCGUGAUCUCCACCAAAAAAUAUGUGUUCUCCCGGAGAUGAUGGGAAAAUUCUCAGAAAAUUUGCUGCUUCAUCUGGAGACCAAUACAGCAGGUGUCACUCUGGAUCCCCAGACCGCUAGCUGGAGCCUGAUCCUCUCCGAGGACAGAAAGUCAGUGAGAUACACCAGACAGAAGCAAAACCUACCAGAGAAUCCCCGGCGUUUUGAUAGGCUACCUGCUGUAUUGGGCGCUCAAGGUUUCUUUUCGGGAAAACAUUCCUGGGAAAUCGAGGUGGUGCUGGGUGAUGGAGGUGGUUGUACUGUGGGUGUGGCCCGAGAAGACAUGAAGAGGAAAGGGGAGCUGGGCCUGAGCACUGAGGAGGGCGUCUGGGCUGUGAUUUUCUCCUAUCACCAGUGCUGGGCCAGCACCUCCCCAGGUACUGAUCUACCAUUGAGUGAAAUUCCCCACAGGGUUCGGGUGACCCUGGACUACAAUGGGGGACACGUGACUCUCUCCGACGCGCAGACCCAGACCACAAUCUUCGCAUUUCCUGCCUCCUUCUCAGGCAAAAUCUUUCCUUUCUUUGCUAUUUGGAAAAAGGGCUCCCGACUCACUCUGAAACCCUAAAGGAGAUGAUCUCCCCACUUCUGUUUCCCGGACUCCUGCAUUCACUGGGCUCUAGUAUGGAGCAGACUUUUAACUCCCUCCCUUUUCAGCUCAUUUCCAGUCAAAUCUCUACAUUUAUAGAAAUUGUUCCAAGAGUGUUUCACUUGCAAUGCUGAAGCCAAAUUAACCUCCUAACUUUUACAUGUCAGUGGUGGUAGAAUUGAAUGAAAGUUUAUUGAAUGUCUACUGAGCUACUCAAUUGUUAUUCCUGUGGUACUGGAAAGGGGAGAUGUGGAGGGUGGGGAAAAGGAGGGUGUUAGAAAGGGAUACAUCCUGAGUCACUUAAUGGGGAAGAAGUCAUUUCCCCUCUCUGGGCUUUAGUUUCAUCAACUAUAAAAUGAGGGGGUUGACUAGCUGCUCUCUUAGAACUUGCCAGUUCUAACAUUCUAUCCCUAGUAAAUGCCAUCUUAUAACCAUCUUAUAACCUUUACCCUAAGU